Molecule: messenger RNA, 2940 nt
Organism: Miscanthus lutarioriparius
Lineage: Eukaryota; Viridiplantae; Streptophyta; Magnoliopsida; Poales; Poaceae
Source: the annotation of a GenBank genome assembly
AUGGCGUCCUCUCCGCCCUCGCCGUCCCCCGCCGCGCUCAUCGCGCAUCUCGCCGCGGUGCUCUCCUCGCCGGACUGGCGCUUCCACCCCUCGCUCCCGCAACUCCCUGCCCUCCUCGCGCCGUCCCUACCCCGCACACACCUCGUCCCGCUCCCGCUCCGCCUCGCGGCCGCAGUCGCCCGCGCCGCCGCGCCGUCCCGCCACCUCCUCGACAUCUCACUCCCGGUCAUGCUCCGCCUCCACGCCCUCUCCCCGCCGCCGCUCCGUCCACUUUUCGACCGCCCCUUCCGCUCCCUCCUCACCCACUUCUCCCGCUACGCGCUGACGCCGCUGAUGCUCCGGCUAUUCGCCCACAUGUACCACCACGCCCCACCUGCACCUACGGGUGCUACCUACAAUGCACUCAUCCGUGCCCUCUGCCGCCGCGCCGAUCUCCGCCACGCCCAACGGUACCUCAGCCUCAUGGUCCGCUCCGGUUGGCGCCCGGACGCGUUCACGUUCAACUCCCUGAUAUUGGGUCACUGCCGCACGCAGCAGCUGGAAGUGGCCCAAGACUUGUUCGACAAAAUGCCGUUGAGAGGGUUUUCACAAGAUGUGGUUGCUUACGCUGCUCUGAUCGAAGGAUUUUGUGAGGCAGGGAGGAUUGAUGAGGCCCUGGAGUUGUUCAGGGAGAUGGGGCAACCAGACAUGUACACACACGCAGCCUUGGUAAAGGGGCUGUGUGAUGCCCAGAGAGGGGAGGAGGGUCUAUGUAUGCUGCAGAAGAUGAAGGAGCUGGGAUGGAGGCCAACCACUCGUGCUUAUGCAGCACUGGUCGAUUUAUGGUGCAGGGAGCGGAAGGCUGAAGAGGCUGAGAAAAUGCUGAAUGAGAUGUUUGACAAUGGGUUGGUGCCUUGUGUUGUAACAUGCACUGCUGUCGUGAAUGCCUACUGCAGGGAGGGGAGGAUGAGUGAUGCAGUGAGGAUGUUUGAAUCCAUGAAGUUGAAAGGGUGUGAACCAAAUGUCUGGACAUACAAUGCAAUGGUGCAAGGUUUCUGCAAUGUUGGGAAAGUGUACAAAGCAAUGGCUUUGUUGGACCAGAUGAGAGAAUGUGGAGUAGAGCCAGAUGUUGUGACAUACAAUUUGUUGAUUCGAGGCCAAUGCAUUGAUGGGCAUAUAGAGAGUGCUUUCAGAUUACUCCGUUUGAUGGAAGGAAAUGGUUUAGCUGCUGAUCAGUACACUUACAAUGUGUUGAUUGAUGCUCUGUGUAAGACUGGGAAAGUUGAUGAAGCUUGCUCUCUUUUUGAUGGCCUAGAAUAUAGAGGCAUAAGACCUAAUUCUGUGACAUUCAAUACGGUGAUAAAUGGGUCAUGCAAGGGUGGUAAAUUCAAUGUUGCUUGCACGUUUUUGGAAAAGAUGGUUUCAGCAGGUUGUGCACCCGAUACCUAUACAUAUAGUCCAUUCAUUGAAAAUCUAUGCAAGACGAAGGGAUCACGAGAAGGAUUUUCCUUUAUAGAUGAGAUGCUACAAAAGGAUGUCAAGCCUUCGACGGUUAAUUAUACAAUUGUAAUUGACAGACUUUUCAAGGAGAGGAACUAUGGAUUAGCCACAAGAACUUGGGGGCAAAUGGUGUCACUGGGGUGCAGUCCUGAUGUUGUCACUUAUACUACUUCUGUGCGUGCAUACUGCAAUGAAGGCAGGCUUGAUGAAGCAGAAAAUGUUGUGAUGGAGAUGAAAAAGGGUGGGAUCAUUGUAGAUGCAAUGGCAUAUAACACUUUGAUUGAUGGCCAUACAAGUAUUGGGCAGACAGAUCAUGCCGUCACAAUCUUGAAGCACAUGACGGGUGUUGCUUCAAUGCCAAAUCAUUUUACCUUUUUUAUCUUGCUUAGACAUCUUUUACAGAGGAGGCUAGCAGAACACGUACCAUUGAAAACAACUUCUGUGUGGAAGACUAUAGAGCUUGCUGAUGUCUUUGAAUUAUUUGAGCUUAUGAAGAAGAACAGCGUUCCUUGUAGUGCAAGAGCUUAUUUGGCCAUCCUUGAGGGGUUUUCUGAAGAUAGAAGAUUGGAUGAGGUGACUUCCUUGGUUUCUCGUAUGAAAGAAGAUAAUCUACCUCUGAAUGAAGAUAUAUGCACUGCUCUUGUUAAUUGCUUUUGCAAAUUGAGGAUGUAUCCUGAUGCUUGGGCAUUGCUUUGCUCCAUGAUUGGACAUGGUUUUUUACCAAACUUAAUAUCUUAUCAGCAUCUGCUUUCUGGGCUUACUGCUGAAGAACAAGCAGAUAGGGCUAAAGAAAUAUUCAGAGGUUCAAGAUGGAAAGAGUACAAUACCGAUGAAAUUGUAUGGAAGGUUAUAAUUGAUGGCUUGGUAAGAAAGGGUCAUCCAGAUAUGUGCCAUGACAUGAUAUCCAUAUUAGAACAGAUGAAAUGCAAACCAAGUGAUGAAACGUUCUGUGCAUUGCAGCAGCAGCUCGUGUCCAUCUCCUCUAUCUCAGGUAAGCAGCAUAGCAGCAGGUUGGUGGCUAGCUGCAGUACAACAACAGCAGCCCAAUUCAGUUUCAGGUUUGCAUUGUUGGUGCGAUUCAGAGCAACAAGCAAGUUGGUCAAAUGCAGAUCGAGCAGCAGACCGCCGCCUAAUCCUCCAACAUCCAGCGCGGCGGUCACAUCCAGCCCUUCGGAAGCACGCUCGCCGUCGCCGCUGGCUCCUACCUCCUCGCCUUCUCCAAGAACGACGUCGACCUGCUCGACCUGCCGCCACACCACCUCGUUCCUGGCUCGACUCCGCGACGCGGCCCGCCGUUUCCCUGGGUGCCCAUGCGUGCCUCCUCUUCUCGCACGGGCAGGGGAUGGAGAGGAUGAGGAGGCGGUGGCGCUGCUCGUUGCCAGUUCAUCGGAGGAGAUGGCGCUGCUCGUCGGCCAGCACGUUGGAGGAGGAGGUGGAGCUGCUCGUCGGCGUGCGCCGUGA